Periophthalmus magnuspinnatus is the source of this 1712-nucleotide messenger RNA. RefSeq names its product solute carrier family 38 member 7 (gene slc38a7). The transcript has 12 exons. The record is from RefSeq and is a predicted model, not a curated record. Lineage: Eukaryota; Metazoa; Chordata; Actinopteri; Gobiiformes; Gobiidae. The coding region runs from base 226 to 1590 and encodes 454 amino acids. Gene Ontology annotation, molecular function: L-alanine transmembrane transporter activity; L-methionine transmembrane transporter activity; L-histidine transmembrane transporter activity. Gene Ontology annotation, biological process: amino acid transmembrane transport.
AGACCUGAUCAAAACACAGCGCCGCCAGCGCCUCUUCAUGGUGCUGUGUCUGCAAACCACAGAAGCGACAAAUCUAUGCUCUUUACACCAGAAAACGGCACCGGACAUGCAGUUAAGAAUGUCCACCUUUUCAUCAUCUCUGGAUUAACUGCAGUAAAAGAAGUUUGUUUUCCUUGAUGCUGCUUUUAAAAUUUCUUUUGAUUUGAGACUGAGACCAUUGCUGCCAUGGCUAUCAACUCAGAUGUGGAGGACUGGGGUGGAAUGGGCAGCACAGACUCUGGAGAGAGGGCCCGGCUGCUGCAGAGCCCCAGUGUGGACUCUGUGCCCUACAUCGAGACAGAGAGAAGAGGUGGUGGUGUGUCCUCUAUUGGAGCUGUAUUCAUUGUAGUCAAUGCUGCACUGGGAGCAGGCUUACUCAAUUUCCCUGCAGCCUUCAGUAUGGCUGGAGGAAUUACAGCCGGAGUGAUGCUACAGAUGUUCAUGCUGAUCUUCAUUAUCAGUGGGUUGGUGAUCCUUGGAUACUGCUCCCAGGUCAGUAAUGAAAGCACCUAUCAAGAGGUGGUACGAGCCACAUGUGGGAAGGUGACUGGAAUUUUAUGUGAAGUAGCCAUUGCGAUUUACACAUUUGGCACCUGCAUCGCGUUCUUCAUUGUUAUUGGAGAUCAACUGGAUCGAUUAAUUGAAGCUGCAAAUCAUGAUGGUUCAGGCAGCCACCCUUGGUACAUGGAUAGAAAGUUCACUAUUUCUGUGACGGCAGUUCUGGUUAUACUCCCUCUGUCCAUUCCCAAAGAAAUUGGUUUUCAGAAAUAUGCCAGUGCAAUAAGUGUUGUAGGAACCUGGUACGUUACAAUAGUGGUCAUCAUUAAGUACAUUUGGCCAGAUAAAAACAACAUGCCGGGCUACCUUCCUGUCAGCUCUACAUCUUGGACAGCUGUGUUCAAUGCUAUGCCCACCAUCUGCUUUGGCUUCCAGUGUCAUGUCAGCUGUGUGCCAGUCUUUAACAGCAUGACAAGAAAAGAGAUCAAACCCUGGGGACUUGUCGUAACGCUCAGUAUGAUCAUCUGCCUUUUUGUUUAUACAGGGACAGGUGUCUGUGGCUUCUUGACAUUUGGCUCGAGUGUCCAACAGGAUGUGCUGAUGUCAUAUCCUCCAAAUGACAUUGCUGUAGCAUUUGCAAGAGCUUUUAUUGUUGUCUGUGUUGUCACUUCAUACCCGAUCUUACACUUCUGUGGGAGGGCUGUGAUAGAGGGGCUGUGGCUGCGUUUUCAGGGGGAACAGGUGGAAGUGUGUGUGCGUCGUGAACAGAGGAGGAGGAUCUUCCAGACUCUGGUGUGGUUUAUAGUCACCCUUGUCCUGGCUCUUUUUAUACCUGAUAUUGGACGGGUAAUCUCACUCAUUGGAGGCCUGGCUGCCUGCUUUAUUUUUGUUUUCCCAGGUUUAUGCUUGAUGCAAGCCAAACUAUCUGAGACAGACAAUCGAUCUACCAGCUGGCAUGGGAUGGUCAUCUUCGGUGUGGUCAUGGUGACGCUUGGAGCGUUCAUUUUUGGCCUCACAACAUCAAACUCGAUCUAUCAAGAUGUUAAAACAUGAGAAGUGUUAAACUUGGCAUCUCUCAUCAGAGGCUGCUGCAGAGACAGAAUGUAGUCCAUCACAAGGUACUGUCAAUAGUCACACCUCCAAAGACCUUAUGUGAACCUUGUGGACUUGGAGAU